AUGUUCAAAUACGCCGUUGUCGUCCUCGCUCUCGUUGCCUGCGCUGCUGCCAAGCCUUUGUGUGCUGCUGGUCAAUCCGUGAACUUCACUUCCCGCUCCUCUGGUGAGCCGCCGCUCCACCUGCAGUUGUUCGCUGCCCCCGCUCCGUAUGUUACUGGCCACAGCAGCCAGGUUUCACCCCGCAACUACAAUGGCAUUGCCUCUGCUCCAGUGAUCGCUCCAGUUGCCACACCAUUCGCUGCGCCAGUUGCCGCUCCAGUUGUUGCCAAAUACGCAGCUGCUCCCUUGGCGGCUCCUCUGGCUUAUCGCGCAGCUCCCUCGGCUUACACCCAUCCAGUUGCUGCUCCAUUGGCUGCUCCUCUCACCUACAGCCACCCAUUGCCUUAUGCUACCGCCUCUGCCCCACUUCUGUUUUAAAAUAACAUGGAUCUCCCAGU
Molecule: messenger RNA, 437 nt
Organism: Drosophila busckii
Lineage: Eukaryota; Metazoa; Arthropoda; Insecta; Diptera; Drosophilidae
Product: cyclin-dependent kinase inhibitor 1C-like
Source: RefSeq, a predicted model, not a curated record